AUGGUUCUCAACGUUUUCCGCGUUGCUGCGGAUUUCUCGCAUCUGGCCAGUAUCCUGAUCUUGCUGCACAAGAUGGUGCAGCUUAAUAGCUGUUCAGGCAUUUCCUUCAAAUCACAAGCCCUUUACUUAUUCGUCUACGUGACGCGAUACCUCGACAUCUUCUCGACGGACAGCUUAUAUAAUCUUUUCUUCAAGAUAACAUUCAUAGGGUCUCAAGGCUACAUCAUCUACCUGAUGACCAAUGCCUACAAGCCCACAAACGACCCCAACGUCGACACCUUUCGCGUGCAGUAUCUCCUAGCCGGUGCCGCCGUUCUGGCCGUCGUCUUCCCGUACAAGUACACCUUUUCCGAGAUCAUGUGGGCCUUCUCGAUUUGGCUCGAGUCGGUCGCCAUUCUGCCCCAGCUCUUCAUGCUCCAGAGAACAGGCGAAGCUGAAACCAUCACGACGCAUUACCUGUUCGCCCUGGGAAGCUACAGGGCUCUGUACAUUCCAAACUGGAUCUAUCGAUAUUUCAUGGACACCAAGUACAAGACCGACUGGAUCGCCAUCAUUGCUGGAAUCAUCCAGACCGUCCUCUACAGCGAUUUCUUCUAUGUCUACUACACCAAAGUUCUCAAGGGCAAAAAGUUCAAGCUCCCUGUCUAA
Molecule: messenger RNA, 648 nt
Organism: Ustilaginoidea virens
Lineage: Eukaryota; Fungi; Ascomycota; Sordariomycetes; Hypocreales; Clavicipitaceae
Exons: 4
Coding region: 1-648 (215 amino acids)
Biological process (GO): endoplasmic reticulum to Golgi vesicle-mediated transport; protein retention in ER lumen
Cellular component (GO): cis-Golgi network; membrane; endoplasmic reticulum
Molecular function (GO): ER lumen protein retrieval receptor activity
Source: RefSeq, a predicted model, not a curated record